AGUUGGCUGUUGUCACCUGCACCGCAGUUCCGCUUUACCUGUCCUGUCUGUCACAGCACAAGUGCUGCUGCUGACCUUUACUCUAAAAGUGACUUUUUUAAAAUUCCACAAUUUUUCUCACACCGGCUCGGAAAAAUUCCUUCGCGCAUUUUUAGGAUGCCGGGCUGCGCCAGCCUGAAAACUGCGAGCUUCCUGAACCGGUUGAAAUAGGAUGUCAACAAAUGACGCAGCAGAAGCGGAGCUCAGAGUUGUAGGAGGGAAGACGAAGACGGUUCAGCGCGGGACAGCACCUCCGAGGAGCACAGCCGCCGCACGGCAACACCAACAAGAAACAUUUGAUGGAAGAUUCCUGUGUGACUUUCAUCGGGGUGACGCAGCUGAGCAGGAUCAGUCAGCCACCAGACACGAAGAAACACACAAAACAUUGAUUUCAGAAGCAGAUGGGGUACAAAGAGAAGCUGUGCCACAUCAAGAUCUUUUGGAUGUGCACAUCCAGAAGUCUGCCAGGCCCAAUUUCACCUCCUCUCUCUCCAUAAGACUGUCCAGAUCAAACUUACUGCUCCAGGAGAAUUCAAAUGCCUGGUGGGGUCAGCAGACCAGUUCCACUAAAGCACAAGUGAGAGAGAAAAAAGAUGCCAUCUCUGAGGUUAAUGGAGUGAGGUCAUCAUCGCCUGCCAACUCUGCAGAACUGACCAGGAUCUGUCUUUUGUCAGAGACGACUCCUUUUCCAGUGAAGAGAAUAGAAGAUAUCAUUCCAGAUGUUGUUAAUCACUAUUUUGGGAAUGUCAAAGACUUCAGUUCAAACAACAGUUUGUCAAAUGGCGACUUUGGAUCUCAUGGUGGUUCACACACUUCUUCAUGUGAAUUGCAAGAAAGAACUUGCUCUGUAGGUGGAACUGAGAAAGAUAAAUUGGACCAUACAGUCCCUAAUAAGCAUCUUUGGAAGCUUUCUGACUGUUCUGAAGACAUGUUGUCUUCCACUGUGGUAACAGUUCUUGCUCCUCACUGGAGUGGAAGAGUGCGUCGACCCAAAAAAUGUGAUGGAAGUUCAGAAACUGGGGGGAAUUCACAAGACUUUACAAACAGUGAACAUAUUUUGAACCAGGAUGGAGAAAGUCCAUUGAACGCUAGAUCGCAUGUGCCAAGAACAGUCCCAUCAAUGGGAAUUAGGAGGAAUACAGUUGACUGGUCAUCUAAGAGUGAUCCAUCAAGCUUUAACUUGGAAUUUAAAAGGGAAAUGAGUCACUCUGUCUCUUUGGAUCCUGGUUCUGUAAGCUCUUCCAGGACCACUCCAUCAACCAGAGCACCUUACUUUCUUGACCCAAAUAUCCAAAGGAGAAAUCCCCAAACUGUCCCACAAGAAGCACUUUCAUCUUUAAGCUCCAAACUGACAACCAGCAGUUUGCUUCUGUCACUGAGAAAAUCAAAUUCCAACGAUAGGAGCUCCAACAAAACCUCUACCUUCCCUGAGGCAAAUUUUUCACAUUUAAAAAGUUUUCCAAAUGAUCAAAACAAAAACAUGCUCACCAAGCAACACUCUCAAAAUUCCAUGAACACAAACGAGCAAGACAGACAAAAGUCAAUUUUUACUCCAUCACCCAUUUCUUAUAGGACAAAUGAAACUGGACCUCACCUUUCCCCAAGGUCUUUCAAUCAGAAAGUGGCACAUGAGGCAUCAGAUACUGCCUUUACCAAACAACCUAAUGCAGUAAAUAAGAAUCUAACCACUGUUACACCAUUCAAUCACUCACUUCAGACAAAGGGAUUUUCAGGAGCUCCACAAGACUCCACAGUUUUAGAAAAUAAAUCUGAAUCUUGUUUGGAUACUUCUAUCUCAUCUUCAUCCAGACAGUACCCAUAUGGUCACGCUAGCAUUUCAAAAUCGCAUUCUCUUCCCAGACGACCCACUCUCACAUCCACCUCCUGGUGGAGACAAGUUUCACAAGACGGGAAUUAUCUCGCCACUAAUAAAACGGCAAACAUCAAAGAACAGUCUAAAACAGCUGUAGUUCCUCCAUUUAAUCACAAUGAGCAAAUGAUUUCUUUAAAUCUAAAUAACAAGCAACUGGAUAAUCGUAUCUCACGUAACAACAACCCUGCAGAGUUGCAUCUCAAAGAUGAGAUGAACUCUGCUGUGAAGACAUUGUCAACUGACAUACGGAGGCCAGACAAACAGGAGUGUGUGUCAGUUGUGAACAAAGUACCUCAUAAACCUCACAGCAUGCCAGAUGUAUUGAGUUAUAGAAUAAGCAAACCAAGUGUCCCACUGAUGCCGAGGAACACUAAAGAUUUCCCAAAGCUAGAAGUAAGUAAUACUUCAUUGAAAGCAAAUGUGAUUAAAAUUCCACCCACUUUGAUAAAUCCCAAGUGGUCUGAUCCAGAGCCAGAAACCAGUCCCAGACACAAAACUGGUGAUUGUCCAUCCAGAACCUCAACGCUACAUUCCCCGAACAUAGAUUCACAAAGAUUUACCAAGUCUUGCGCUUUCCCCACCACUGUUAGCAGCCAAGUUGCUACUUCUAAACCUUCUUCUGGUUUCACCUCUCCAAAUAAAAAUACAUUUUCUUUGCAUUUGGACACAGUUUCCUCUCCAAAUCCUACCCUAACCUGCUCACCAAAAACACCUAAAUUUGUAAACAGUCCCACUCCUAUUGGGUUUGAACGAAGUUAUGCUUGCAUCCCCAAACCCUUUUCUUCUAAAAAUCCAUCUAGCUAUACUCCUACCUUUAGCUUUCCCUCAAAAACUAACGGCAACUCUGUAUCUGUCAGUUCCACCAUAUUGUACGGUGUUCCCAGAACACCUUCAUUCUCUUCCACAGCCACAUCACCCACCUCUACUACAUCUUCAUUACUGACUCCACCUUUAACUCCAGUCAUUCCAAGCCCCAACUCAGAAGCCUCCACCCCCAAGGGGGAAAGUACUUCUUGCAAAAUCAGAGAUAAAGAAUCUAAGAAAUCCGCCGCAGAGAUGGGGGUUAAAAGAGUGAGACGAGUAACGUGGGAAGACUCGGUUGAUGCACACUCUUUAGAAUCUGACAGUGUGCUAAAUCCACCUCAGAUGUUUUCAAAGCCUCCAUCUCCAUCAAUGUCAAAUCAAACUUUUUUUCCAUUUGCACUAUCAGGGGAUACAGAAAAAAAAUCCUCUCUAACCUUCUCACCCAGCUCUAAAAUGUCCAUCAUCCAGGAUAAAGUUGGGGGGAAGUAUCGUUCUCUAUCAUCUGAUUGUGCUGACUUGGCAGCCAGAAACAAGUACAGAGGUGCAGACUCUGUGACAGUUGAAGAGGAAAGACAGGAUUUAAAGACAUCUAGGCAAGAACGGACACUGUCAGUAGAGUCUGGCAUAACUCAGAGUCAACUUUCCUCUUCUCCUUCCCCUUCUUAUGACUUUUCAAAUGGUUAUAAGCUCCGUUACAGUACCACACCUUACUCCACUCUCAUGUCUAGCAGACAGGCCCAGGAAGAAAUAAAAACCAAACACAACCGGUUUCCACUUUUUUCACCACCUGCUCAGUCAAAUUUUACCCAACAACAUUUAUUAGAACGUGAGCAUUCUACAACAACAAAGACUUCCAUGUCUAAGCGCCCCAUGUCACCUGUAAGGCCAUGUCUGCCUCUCUCCAUUCCACCCCAAAAUACAACUACCAUGAAAGAGAGUUUAACAAGUAGACUGUCAAAUAUUGAUCGCAUCAACAACAACCACGGCAAAGGCAACACUCAAGUCUCAAGACCAGAAAGCCAGAUACAACUUCUGGACAACAGAGUUCACAUCACCUUGUGUCCAGCACCUGGUGAUGAAGCCAACGGCACCUCCUCAACAUGUGUAACUGAGACAUUGGUUUAUAGUGUUAAACCAAAAGUCGAAAAAGACUCAGCUAUCCCAAAAAAUGCCACACCCAAACCUUGGAACUACACUCAAAACACAUCCGUUUCUGCAGAACCCAAGUUUAGUAAACAGACCCAGACAGUGCAGCAUAAAGAAGUAGAUGACCAACCAAGUAGUAAUUUGUUUCACAGCUCUCAUGGUACCAGCUCAAUAGCAAGUCAGACUCCUAUUAGUGAAUGUAGCCAUAAAAACAUGAAGGACAACACUUUUGGUAAAAGCAGAUUUUUUUCCAUGGAAGUCAACAAUGAGCAGAGCUCAAGAGGAGCCCGCUCGGGAAUGAAAAAAAGUCUCACCAUACCAAACCCUGAAUCAUCAAAUUUGGAGCCGGAAAAGGCCAGCAAGAGUUCCAACAAAGUAGAUCAGAUGUUUAACAAACUGAAACAAAAAUUCAGCUCUAAACGAUCUGAUGAAGAUCUGUCCUUUCCAUGGAAAUGGAGGCGAGCCUCCCAAACCCCUUCUGUCAGUGGCUCAAGUGAUGCAAGCGCCGUCAGUGAUAACAGUACAGACAGAACCAAAACAGUUGAAGAGCAAGUCCAGCAACCAGAGAUGGUACCCAACAGUACAGGGAAGAUGGAGGCCUCAAAUGAGGAGUCACAAAAUAGAUUUGCUUCACUUGUCCCAAAAUCAACUGGGUGCCAGUUUGCCAUUUGGUCAGAAAAAGCUGCUCUGGAAAAAGACCAAAAUGAGCAUAACUUUGGCACAGAGCAAACGCCUAAAACUAAAGUUCAUUUGACAGUCCAUACCCCAGAAAAUAAUCAAUCUGACCCAGAACUCAGUGCUGGUAGGGCCUCAAUAACCACAGCUGCUCCUCAAUGUGGUAGGUCAACGCCUAGUCCCAGAAGCCCCAGAAGUCCUUUCUCCCCUUUUACAAGUCUUACCCCUCUCUCACCAUUUUCCCCAUCUGAUUUACUGGAUGAUAAUGUAUUUUACAGCCCAAAAUUGCAGCGUCACAGGGAGUCAACCUGUGAGCCAGGAGAAGGAAUGAGCUUAGGUCCAAGGAGACGGGCCUCCACAGGCCCUCCAAGAGGAAGUGCAGUCACAGACAGCAACCACUUGGCUUCUUCUUAUGCAGACUUGAAAUAUGGGAUUGAACCUGGAAGAUCCUUCUCUGUAAGAUCAGUUCUUUCCAAUCGUCCUUCAGGGUCUGAAAGGAUUUCUACUGGAUCCAGAUUUAUGAGUGUGGGAGAUCUUUCUCAGUCUGGGUUGUCUUGUGGAACCAGUAGCACAGACCUGGAUCAGGACCCUUCAACACCAGACUGGACCAAAGAAUUGGGUAACAAGCAUUACCGACAAAUGUCAAAGUUUCACAGUGAUCCAGACAAAAUGCGGUCAAGGUCCCUACCUAGAUCUUGGACUCAAUGUUUAUCAAGCUGGAACACAGGAGCACCUUCUCCUCAACGUGCUAACACCUCAAAAACAGCUGGUCUUCGGAGUCCUAACAUCAACACUUGUCAUUUUGCAUGGGACACAGAAGGUCCCCCAACUCCUCCUCCUACACCUCCCCUCUCGCCAGCCAUCAAGCGCAUGUCCAGAGCUCCAAACCUUCCUUCUUCUUCACUACCCUGCUCAUCUGGAGUGCUGCAUCAGCCGGAUGGCCUACCUGCCAGAGUAUGUUUGCCCCCCAAAGGUUACUUAUCAAGCCUGGGCACUUUUGACGAGUCCUCUGAUAGCAGCUCUGAUACCACAACAGAUGAUGAAUAUUACUUGGAACCAGAUAAUGAUGGAGAGAAGGAGACGGAGCUGUGAAAGAACACUUGAUUCAAACCUCUCUGGAUACUAUGCUCAAAUAAGUGCUGGCAUGGCAUGAAAGAUGGUAUUAUUUUUGUUAAUAAUUACCUCUGUUCUAUUAGCCUUUAAUUUUGUCUUAGUUAAGUAAAAGAGUCUAAUUGAAUAACUGGAAUUUUUGGUUAGUGGCCAAUUAUGCUCCUAUUUCUGGAGUUCUACUGUAGUAAAAAGCAUGAUAUUGUAAACUCGGCUCAAGAUUCCUGUUUGGAUGGGUUGUAACUAUGUACACUGUAUUUGUGAAUUACUGUAUUUCUGCAUUUUAUAAUUGACCAACUACAGCUGUUUGGUUGCAUGGCAGUAUGCAAUAGAAGUAUUAAGAUUUACCCUGUUAGAAUGUAACAGGGAUAUGCUCUAGUCUUCACCAGGUCCUACAGUUACAUAAAUAACACAAGUGUCACCACUGUGUAACAAGACUUUUUGGGUUUGAUGCUAAAAUUGCAGGGUGUACUUUUUUUUUUUUCUUGUUUUGGGCCCAGAUUUUUUUGUAUCUAAUAUUACUGCAUAUCAUUUCAGUCCUGGAAAUAAUGCAGGUCUUUAUAAGUAGUCAGUAGUUUCAAAUGUAAUAUAAAAUCAUGAGAAACAUCUGAAUAACAUUUGAAACGAUCUUGUCCAAAUUGUGGCUUGUUUUCAAAGUUCACCUUUGAUUUACAAUUUGUUUUAAAUUUCGAUACGACCCAGUUAAUUCUGUCAUUUUGAGCCAAUCUGUUAUUGUUAUCUCUCAGUCUUUGUCAAAAAACAGAAAGAGUGUACACCUCAUAGUAGUUGUUAAAGCACAGUAGUGGACUGCUAAUGUUAUGAACUUUUUAUUUUUAUUUUUUUAAGCGAUAUAAUAGAAACAACAUGAAUUAAGUUCUGCCAGGUAUUCCUGUAAAAAAUAUCUUGAACAAAAAAAACAAAUCUCUCUGGCAGUAGUUAGUGGCUCAUCUUUAGCAAGAAUUAAAAGAAAAAUUGUGUUACCACGCCUUUUUCAAAGUUCAGACAUGACUUAAGGUCAGUCUACAGCACUUCAGUAAGUCCACAUAUGUCCACAUUGGUAGACUUUUUUUGUUAAACAGAAGAGUGGAUCACAGUUUUCCACAAUCUUAUUUAUUUAUUGUUAUUUUAUUUAAAAAUUACAGAUGACCUCUUAAUUAGUUUUAAUUUAAUGACCUAGUGAGAAGCAAAUAAACGCUCUGAUGUCUUAAACUUCUAAUUUUGAAGAGGGUUUACUUUCUUUUUCCAUUAAUAAUGUAUGUGUAGUUAUUAUGAAAGUGCUGUUUAGGUUUGAUUCCUACCUUUAGGAUUUGUUUCUUUUAAAUAGUGAUGAGAUAAAGUUGAUCCAACAGCUGUCAUUUCAGAAUCUGUGUUUAAAGAUAGAUAUCUAAUCAAAUCUAAAAUAUUUUCUAAACUAGUUUUUUGAAUAUUGUAAAAAUUGUACAUUGGGAUAAAAUGACAUUAAGUGUUUGCUGUAAUGUAAAAUACUGAUGCCUAAUCUUAUCUGUGCAGAGACCAUCCUAAAUCUUAAUAUAUCUGUUUUAUAAUAAAAAUUAUGUUUCUAAUGUC
Oryzias melastigma (Indian medaka) is the source of this 7210-nucleotide messenger RNA. RefSeq names its product mucin-3A. The transcript has 5 exons. Bases 212 to 5629 code for a protein of 1805 amino acids. The record is from RefSeq and is a predicted model, not a curated record. Lineage: Eukaryota; Metazoa; Chordata; Actinopteri; Beloniformes; Adrianichthyidae.